Messenger RNA from Condylura cristata (star-nosed mole), 1082 nucleotides. Its product is annotated as glutathione S-transferase Mu 2-like. The transcript has 9 exons. Bases 91 to 747 code for a protein of 218 amino acids. Lineage: Eukaryota; Metazoa; Chordata; Mammalia; Eulipotyphla; Talpidae. Gene Ontology annotation, biological process: glutathione metabolic process. Gene Ontology annotation, molecular function: glutathione transferase activity. The record is from RefSeq and is a predicted model, not a curated record.
CUGUGGGGUAUAACCGCACACAGCCCUGCCAGAGGAUAAAGUCCUGGUUCUGCUCUGUGUGGGUCCUCUCAGAGCAAGAAGACCAUCACCAUGGCCAUGACCUUGGGUUACUGGGACAUCAGAGGGCUGGCUCACGCCAUCCGCCUGCUCCUGGAAUACACAGACUCCAAGUAUGAGGAGAAGAAGUACAGCAUGGGCGACGCUCCUGACUAUGAGAGAAGCCAGUGGCUGAAUGAAAAGUUCAAGCUGGGCCUGGACUUCCCCAAUCUGCCCUACCUAAUUGACGGGGCUCACAGGGUCACCCAGAGCAACGCCAUCCUUCGCUACCUCGCCCGCAAGCACAACCUGUGUGGGGAGACAGAGGAGCAGAGGAUUCGCAUGGACAUUCUGGAGAACCAGGUCAUGGACAACCGCAUACAGCUGAUCAGGCUGAGCUAUAGCCCUGACUUCGAGAAACUGAAGCCUGAUUACCUGAAAGGAAUCCCUGACAUGGUGAAGCAGUACUCCCAGUUUCUGGGGAAGAAGUCUUGGUUUGCAGGGGACAAGAUCACCUAUGUGGAUUUCUUGGCUUAUGACUUCCUCGAUGGACUGCGCAUAUUCGAGCCCAAGUGCCUGGAGGCAUUCCCAGCCCUGAAGGAGUUCAUGGCUCGAUUUGAGGGCCUGCCGAAGAUGGCCGCCUACAUGAAGUCCAGCCGCUACCUGCCUCGCCCCAUGUUUUCCAAGGCGGCCGUGUGGGGAAACAAAUAGACCCUCCAGGGCCAGGCGUUAUUACUCGGCGCCAGGCCAGCACUAGAGGGCCUUCCGCACCUGUUCUUCAGCAAAGUCCACUUCAACAUUAUCCUACAACAAAGCCCAUCGGAUUCUCCCUUCUGCGGUUGCUUCUGUUCUGGGGAGUAGCUGGAGCCCUGCAGAGCUCAGCUCUGAGCUCCCUGCUCUGCCCCAGGACCGGAGUUGGCCUGGUGUCCGGCCAGCUUCCCCCAGGGUGGGCCCGCCCAGCCUGCCUGAUCCCCAGUAAAGGCUUAAUCGCACCUGCUCUGUCUUGUCUGUUCCCUCCCUGCCUCCCGGGCUCUCCAGCUUCCCAG